This is a messenger RNA of Clupea harengus (Atlantic herring), 3953 nucleotides long. It is a transcript of the gene gas6, whose product is annotated as growth arrest specific 6. NCBI's taxonomy places the organism in Eukaryota, Metazoa, Chordata, Actinopteri, Clupeiformes, Clupeidae. Gene Ontology annotation, molecular function: calcium ion binding. The record is from RefSeq and is a predicted model, not a curated record. Gene Ontology annotation, cellular component: extracellular region.
UGGGGUUGGCAAGUCAUUUAAGAUGAAACUAAAACCCAGGUGACGGGAAACUGAUUCAACUGAAAUGAAAAUGAUGGCAGAAGAAACAGAAAGUAAAUAUUCAUAGUCGUGUUACUAACACUAAACAGUAAUUUAACACUGAACACAAUUUACUGUAAGGCCAAGCAAAUACGAUCGGCAUCUCGAUGUAAUUUCCGAACAUUAAGUUAUAGGUUUAUGAAAGAAAGGACUCUGCCUUGAAUGCUUAGUCAAUCUUCCCUCAAUUCAACGAAAUAAUGAAUUGACCUGAUUAGCCAGGUUCUUCGUGUAGUGUUCUUUAUGUAUUUAUUUAGGGUAUCUGUGGCAUAGCCCUUUCAGCUUACACCACAGAAAGUUACAUUUGAAUACUCAUAGUUGAAUACUAUCAUGCGCACAUGCCCCCGUUUGGCAGAACUCAGUCAGGGAACUUUACGUCAUUGUGAUUCAACGAAUUUGGUGGAGUGUUGAGUCUGCAUAGCACUGCAAGCAAGCAGACGGGAAUAGCUUGCAGAAGGCUACAUCAAGUUCCGUACCAAGUCGCACAACCCUACAACUUACAAUAAAGCAGGGGGAAUUGUCUGCUUUUAGGACUCCUUUAUGUUGGCUUUAAGAACUUUCUGCUGGACAUUUGUCGUCGAAUCUGCGGCUUAGAUGCCACUUCAGCAGGGAUGGAGGCAAAAUAAAACCGUGUGCGGUCCACGUAGCCUAUUGAAGGUGUGCUUAUACUGAAGGACUGAGAAAGUUUCUUGAUCUUAAAUAGACGCAAACAUGCCGCUGACCGUGGUGGAGUUGUUGAGCUCAUGGCUAAUCCUGCUACAGUUCGCCUCUUGGAUAUCGGGACUAUCACUAUCUCCGGAAGAAGCAAAUCAGUUCUUAUGGAGACAGAGGCGAGCAUACCAAGUUUUUGAGGAGACGAAACAAGGACAUUUGGAGAGAGAGUGCGUCGAAGAGAGAUGCAGCAAGGAGGAGGCAAGAGAAGUGUUUGAAAAUGACCCCGAGACGGACUACUUUUACCCAAAAUACUUGGCAUGUAUGGAAACAUUUGGGGAUUCAGAGAAAAAGAAGCAAGACCUGAUUACCUGUGUGCACAAUAUUCCAGACCAGUGCUCUCCGUCUCCCUGUUAUUCCAGAGGUACAGUGCGCUGUGAGGACAAAAAGGGCGAGUUCCUCUGUCACUGUUUCACAGGAUGGACUGGCCCAAAGUGUGACAAAGAUAUAGAUGAGUGCAGUGAGCAGAAUGGAAAAUGUGACCACCUCUGCAGAAACACCCGAGGGAGCUACCACUGCUCCUGCCACCAAGGGUACACGUUGUCUGGACACCAUGUGUGUGUGGAUGUGGAUGAGUGUGUGAUGAGCCCUGAGGUGUGUGGGACGGCACGGUGCUCUAACUUGAUAGGUGACUAUGAGUGUCUAUGUGAGGAGGGCUACAUCUAUGACAACCAGACCAAGAGCUGCUUGGAUGUGGAUGAAUGUGAACUGCAGUUAUGUGAAGAGGAGUGUGUGAAUUUGCCAGGAAGUUUCCGCUGCUUCUGCGAUGGACGUCAAGGGAAGAAGUUGUCACAAGAUCUUCGGACCUGUGAGCUCAUGGAGCCGUGUGUGCCUCUGGACAUGAAGCGUAACGCACGCUCUCUGUAUCUGGGCCGCAUGUUCAGUGGGUCCCCAGUGGUCAGGCUACGCUUCCGCAGGAGAGUUCAAACAGGCUUCACAGCAGAGUUUGACCUGAGGACCUUUGACCCUGAAGGGGUUGUGUUCUUUGCGGGUGGUCACCUCAACAGCUCCUGGAUUGUGCUGGCAAUACACAAUGGGAAACUGGAGUUGCAGCUCAAAUAUGGAGCUGUAAGCCGCAUCACCAGCAGUGGCCCAAAGGUCAACGACGGGGAAUGGCACAAGAUCUCCGUGGAGGAGCAGGGGCGAAGCCUGGUGAUAAAGAUCGACCGAGAGGCGGUGAUGAAGAUCGCUGUGAACGGAGACCUCUUCACUCUGAAGAAAGGCCUGCACGAGCUCAACCUCACGGUCGGUGGGAUCCCCUUUAAACAAGAUGGCCUCAUCAGUAAGGUGAACACACGGCUGGACGGCUGCAUGCGUGAGUGGCGCUGGCUGACGGGAGAGGACUCGUCCAUUCAGGAGACCGUACGCAAUAAUGAGAACAUGCAGUGCUUCUCCAGAGUGGAGCGUGGGGCCUUCUAUAACGGCACUGGAUUCGCUUUCUUCAAUCACAGCCAUGGUGACCCCCAGAGUCUGAAUGUGCUCUUAAAUCUGCGCCCCGCCUCAUCUCUGGGUGUUCUCUUCGCACUUGUUCGCCAAGACGGUGUGCCUUUCUCCAUCUCUCUGAGCAACUAUCAUCCUGUGAAGAAACAGUGGCAUGAGCAUGUGCUUGUGUCGAUGGGAGAUGUGGUGGUGGCUAGUGCUGCGGUGUCUCUGUGUGGCUCAGGGGCUCACCUGGUGAAUGUAACCGUCUCUGGGAACCUCACACUGCUGGAGGUGGAUGGCCUUCCAGGUGACAGUGAGGCCCCUGAGGGCCCGGAGUUCUUGGAUCUCGCGGCACCCUACGGAACCUUCAUCGGUGGCCUGCCAGAUGUGUCUGUGGUGUCCACUCCUGUCUCGGCCUUCUACACAGGCUGCAUGGACGUGACCAUCAAUGGGGACAUGUUGGACCUGGACGGGGCUCUGCACAAACACAAUGAUAUACGUUCUCAGUCCUGCCCCCUGCUGGGAAUAUAGUAUUAUUGCAGCUCUAUAUUGGCACAGACAUGCAUUGGUCCCAAACACAUUUCUUUUCUGUUCUCCUUUUAAAGCCGCCUUUUACCCGUACAAACCUCUACUGUACUCCUUUUAAAGCCACCUUUUACCCGUACAAACCUCUACUGUCUGCUCCAGCUUGAUUAACAAGUCACACCAAUGUCCACCUCCUUGAAUCCAGCCCAACUGCUGAACUAGACCACAUGACCAUGUUUUCCACCCUCACAUUGACCAGUAAUGUUCUUUCCAUCACAAAAUGGCCUUUCUUCCUCCAGCGGUAAGAAAUGUUUAAUAGAGUGUAGACACGGUUUUCUCAUAACUGCCAUGGGCAGUUUUGUGCUUUAGCCAAUAAAGCUUAAAACAAGCAAAGACGUUGAUAAAAAUUGCCCCAAGUAAUGAAUGGGAUGCAACAAUAUAGCACAUGUCACAUAGACCGUAAGAGCAAUGUAUUUAUAAUGAUGUCACUAAGACACAUUUGGGGUUGCAUAUAUAUGUGUGUCACUUGUCCGUAUAUGUGACAUGUGGCAGAAACACUGCACAGCCCCUUGUAAGCUACUGAGUGAGAUGCACUGUAAUGUAGUUUCUAUGUAUAUACAUAACUGUACAGUGCUUUUAGAUAGAAGCCAAAAGAAGAUGGAGCUCAGAAGGGGGCCUUACUACAGUUUUACUUUCUCCUCAUACGCUCCUUUCUCCUCAUACGCCCCAUGCCAUUGUGCUUGUGUCUGUAGCCAAACCACAUUUGGGCAUUAUGUGUCUUCUCAAUGGUGCAAAGAUGGAGAAAUGAAUUGUAAAGAUGUAAUGACUCUUUUAGAAAAAGCCUUCAAAUAAGGUCUGACCACAGUUAAAACAGAAAUAAAUUUGCCUUGCCUUUUUGACCUGUAUCUGUAUUGCAGUCUGUAUUGCAGGGUGUUGCUAGUUUGUUUUGUUUGUGUGUGUGUGUGUGUGUGCGUGCGUGCGUGCGUGCGCGUGUGUGUGUGUGUGUGUGUGUGCAGGCUUGGUUCAGUAGUAGACUCCCUGAAUGUUUGGGUUAUUUGUUAAACCAUCUGUAUUAUUCUAGUUUAGCUUUUUUGUUGUUUUUGUAUUUUCUGAUGGUGCUCCCCAAUGCUGCAGGGGAAACCUGGAAGGUUCUUUUCAGUCCCACUGAAUCAAUCAAUAAAUACAAGUAUACUUGAGCUGGCUGUGCUCAAGAAAAGACA